AUGGAUUUGGAUAUCAACGGUGAUGUGGGGAGGCUAGAUGCGGAACUAUUGCAGCUUCCGGAGGUGUCUUCUUUAGCAGUCAAAGCCAACCCUUAUGUGGCGGAGAGACUCUUUGAUCAGUGGCUAUCUCUUCCCGAAACCAAUUCGCUGGUGAAAUCCUUGCUCAAUAAUGCUAAAGGAGCUGGUGCGUUAAGUUUUUCCGGGACAUCAUCCAGCGGAAAUGUUACAGCAAGCAAUUCAUUGCCUUCAAUGUUUCCGGCUGGCAGCACUCCACCACUUUCACCUAGAAGUUCAUCGGGUUCACCUCGCAUCACGAAGCAUAGAGCUAGCCCAGGCCCAUCUGCUCUAGGUUCUCCACUGAAAUUAAUGAGUGAGCCAGUGAAGGAGCUUAUACCUCAGUUCUACUUCCUUAAUGGCCGGCCACCUCCAAAUGAAUUGAAAGAACGUUGUUUGUUCAGAAUCAAUGAGUUUUUCUACGGUCAUGUUGAUGGACUGCAAAUGCAUGAAUUCAAACUGGUAACAAAAGAAAUCUGCAAGCUACCGUCAUUCUUCUCUUCUGCACUGUUCAGAAAGAUGGAUGUCGAAGGCACGGGAACUGUUACCAGAGAUGCAUUUGUCAACUAUUGGAUUAAUGGAAAUAUGUUGACAAAAGAUAUAUCAGCACAAAUAUACACAAUAUUGAAGCCGCAAAAUGUCAGGCACUUGGCUCAGGAUGACUUCAAAUCUGUGCUUCGAGAACUAUUGGCAACUCAUCCAGGGCUGGAGUUUUUACAGAGUACUCCUGAAUUUCAAGAAAGAUAUGCUGAAACUGUAAUAUACAGAAUAUUUUACUACGUGAAUAGAUCUGGUAAUGGUCGUCUUACCCUCAGGGAGCUGAAACAUUCGAACUUAAUUGCUGCAAUGCAGCAUGCUGAUGAGGAAGAGGAUAUUAACAAAGUUUUGAGGUACUUCUCUUAUGAACACUUUUACGUGAUAUAUUGUAAGUUCUGGGAGCUGGAUACAGAUCAUGAUUUUUUAAUCGACAAAGAGAAUCUCAUCAGAUAUGGCAACCAUGCACUUACCUACAGGAUUGUUGAUCGAAUAUUUUCUCAGGUCCCCAGAAAAUUCACCUGUAAGGUUGAGGGAAAGAUGGGAUAUGAAGAUUUCAUUUAUUUCAUAUUGGCAGAGGAAGAUAAAUCAUCUGAGCCUAGUCUUGAAUACUGGUUUGUGUUCAAGUGCAUAGAUUUAGAUGGUAAUGGAGUUAUUACGAGGAACGAAAUGCAAUUCUUUUAUGAGGAGCAGUUGCACAGAAUGGAGUGCAUGGCCCAAGAGCCUGUGCUUUUCGAAGAUAUUUUAUGUCAGAUGGUUGACAUGAUCAAUCCAGAGAACGAGAACUAUCUUACGUUACGUGAUUUAAGAGGAAGCAAGCUCUCAGGCAGUGUUUUCAAUAUUCUUUUUAACCUUAACAAGUUCAUGGCUUUUGAGACACGGGAUCCAUUUCUUAUUCGCCAGGAGCGUGAGAACCCAAAUUUGACGGAGUGGGAUCGCUUUGCACACAGAGAAUAUAUACGGCUUUCAAUGGAGGAAGAUGCUGAAGAUGCCUCCAAUGGAAGUGCAGAUGUUUGGGAUGAAUCACUAGAGGCUCCAUUUUAA
This is a messenger RNA of Striga hermonthica, 1632 nucleotides long. NCBI's taxonomy places the organism in Eukaryota, Viridiplantae, Streptophyta, Magnoliopsida, Lamiales, Orobanchaceae. The record is from the annotation of a GenBank genome assembly.